Molecule: messenger RNA, 1926 nt
Organism: Anopheles darlingi
Lineage: Eukaryota; Metazoa; Arthropoda; Insecta; Diptera; Culicidae
Gene: toy
Product: paired box protein Pax-6
Exons: 5
Coding region: 664-1542 (292 amino acids)
Biological process (GO): anatomical structure development; regulation of transcription by RNA polymerase II
Molecular function (GO): RNA polymerase II cis-regulatory region sequence-specific DNA binding; DNA-binding transcription factor activity, RNA polymerase II-specific
Source: RefSeq, a predicted model, not a curated record
GAGAGCCAGAACCUGACCUGAACAGAGCCCGGUGAUUGUUUAUGAGCGAACACGAUUUAGCCACCGCCGAAACAACAGAAGGACAACAAGAAAGGCAACAACGCACUCUCGUUGUAAAUUAAAUUUGGGUCAGUCGCCGUCGUUCGCUGUCGCACACCGCAAACCCUGUGCCCGUUUUGCGGCUCCUCGCGCCUCGUCGGAUGUCAAAGGUGGCCAUCACCGGCCUACUGCUGCUGUUGCUGCUGCUGCUGCUGCCGUCACCUUGUUGAGAACGAGCUGGAAAACGAGCGAAAAGCGCGCGCUGCUAACCGGAGGGGUUUAUCCUGGCAUUAACGCCUGCAGAUACAUCAGCCAGCCAGCCAGCCAGCUAGCCAGCUAGUCAGGAGCUAGCAGCAGAGUGAAGCGCACACCCGGGGGAGGGUGUGAAACUGGGGAUCGCUUGUCGGAACACGCAUGACUCACCCCCGGAUUGCCGGUUAAAAAAGGAGCGCGCGUCCGGCCCCGUUCCGGCUUCGGUGUUUUUGCCUGCGUCAUCGCCACCACCGUCUGCCGCCUGCCGUCGGCCGCCACCGCCAUCGCCGCCACCACCGCCGUCGCCGCCGCAAGCAGCGGCGACCGAACAGCCCCGCGACGGCGUUCUUUCCAGCAGCCAGCAGCGCCACGAUGCAGAUCCAGAGCAACAUACAGAGUGUGAACUCCAUCUUCGGCUGCAACUCGUCCGGCCACAGCGGCAUCAAUCAGCUCGGCGGUGUGUACGUGAAUGGGCGGCCACUGCCCGAUUCCACCCGCCAGAAGAUCGUCGAGCUGGCCCAUUCCGGGGCCCGGCCCUGCGACAUCUCGCGCAUCCUUCAGGUCUCGAACGGAUGCGUCAGCAAAAUCCUCGGUCGGUACUACGAGACGGGUUCGAUCAAACCGCGCGCCAUCGGCGGUAGCAAGCCGCGCGUCGCAACCGCCGCCGUCGUGUCGAAGAUCGCCGAGUACAAGGCCGAGUGUCCGAGCAUCUUCGCGUGGGAGAUCCGGGACCGUCUGCUGUCCGAGGGUACCUGCAACAACGACAACAUACCGAGCGUGUCCUCCAUCAACCGGGUGCUGCGGAACCUGGCAUCGAACAAGGAAACCUCGUCGCAAAGCAACGAGACGGUGUACGAGAAGAUCAAGCUGUUCAACAACACCAGCGGCCACUGGACCUGGUGCCAGAACAUUGGCAGCGGUCAGUUUAACUUCUCCUCCCACCCGAUCCCCCACCUUUCGCUCAAAUCGUCGGCCGAGCAGUCGGCGAAACCAGCGAACUGCUGCCUGGAGGAGAUGAGCGAUAAGUACUCGUCCGAGGACGACGAGGACUCGGAGCUGCGGCUGAAGCUGAAGCGGAAGCUGCAACGCAACCGGACCUCGUUUACGAACGAGCAGAUCGAGAACUUGGAACGAGAAUUCGAGCGCACCCACUAUCCGGACGUGUUCGCGCGGGAACGGCUGUCGGAGCGGAUCCAGCUGCCGGAGGCACGCAUACAGGUAUGGUCUGGCGCGCCUAGUGUGCGCGGUUAAAAAGGGCUCACCAGGUGAGGGGUGCACCAGCCCACAGGUAGUAUACAAGCAAUUCCUCUCCCUCGGUUAUCAAUGGUUGUGCGCGCUUCAGAGCUAAAAAUGGGUAAACCUGGUAAGGGAGGGUGGAUGAAAGGGGGCGGGUUUGUUUUUAGGUUUAGCAGCAGCAGCAGCAGCAGCAGCACCUGCCACAAACCGGUGAGUAUCAAACCAGCAGCCGUGGCCAUGGGGAGGAACUUCCCUUAAAGAAGGGAUGUUUGGUUGGAUCAGGAAGCACAGCAGUCAGCAUGGAGUCAAUGUCGCCUGGCGACCCGGAGCCAGCCUGGUUAUUGGAACUGGAUUGGAGCAGCCGGCCAACUGGCCAGCAGCAGAUUCAACCCGGAUAUC